Messenger RNA from Acanthaster planci (crown-of-thorns starfish), 1705 nucleotides. RefSeq lists its product as uncharacterized. Gene Ontology annotation, cellular component: Golgi apparatus. Gene Ontology annotation, molecular function: glycosyltransferase activity. The record is from RefSeq and is a predicted model, not a curated record. NCBI's taxonomy places the organism in Eukaryota, Metazoa, Echinodermata, Asteroidea, Valvatida, Acanthasteridae.
UGCGUUACAACGUGAGAGACAUUUCACGGAAUAGCUAGACAUGUUGAAAAGGUGACUGAAGUAUGGCUUUUGUCCUUAUUUUGUAGGUCUUUAGUCAGAUGCGCUAAAGAUGGAGAGGAUAUCAAAAAUGCUGUUACUGCUCUUCACAAUGCAGUCGAUAGCCUUCAUUUUGUUCGUCAUGACUAUUUACUCCAGCUCCGUGGUAACUUACGCGCCGUUGUCUAAGAAGGAUUCCCGAACUUACAAACACAUCAAAAAUGAAAUCAGAGCGGCUUACACACAAUUGGACGUAAAGGUGGAUGUUCUGGAAAGUAACCGGUCUGCCAACGGCAUAGAGGUGGUGGUGUCUGCGCCGAUCAGUCUUCGAGGGAGAAUUACUAACUGCACUCUGGAAAACAUCCAGAAGCGACCCGGGGUUGUGCUGCUCACCACGGUGAAUGCCGCCUUCUUGGAUGUGACCGUGAACAUGCUGCUGUCCAUACGACGGCUUCAACUGUGCGUCAAUACUACCAUCAUCGCAGAAGACCGGGUGGUGUUCGAGUUCCUCCGAAGGAAAUCAGAGGGCGACCCGGGGAUUCACGUGGUGCUGACCGACACUGGCGAGGUGGACAGCAGGGCGAUCCCGCGCAAGGACCGCCACGCGUACUACGGCUUCAUGAACAAGCGCAUGGGCUACACCCUGGGCUUGCUGGAGCGAGGCUGGGACGUUCUCUUCAGCGAUGGAGACUUGUUUUGGUUUCGGGAUCCCUUCCCUCAUUUCCAGGGAGACUUUGAUAUGUGCCUGCGGGGAUGGGACUAUCCAGUCCGACUCCAGAAAACGGUCUUCUGCGCCGGCUUCAUAUACCUCCGGCCCACCAACGCCACACUGAAAUUUGUCCGGACGUGGGUCGAGGUCAUGAGGAGCAACAGGAGGAAAGGGAGAGUCGUUUCAGAUCAGACGGUGAUGAAUGGGCUACUUCACCAGGACCAGCCCGUGCACGUGGACAUCAAACCUUUGCAUCCCAACUUAUUCCCUUGGGGCUCCCAGUUCUUCGAUCCCUCGUGGCAACAAGAAAACUACUCCACUGUCGUCAUGCACGCCGCCAACAUCCGCGGCCAUGCCGCCAAGGAGAAGAAGUUCAAGGAAUUUGGUUUGUGGCUGGUCAAUGCUACAAGUGAUGAUCUUAUCGCUUCAGACUGAAAAACCAGAUUGUCUUGUAUUAUAGGUUACUAUAGAGAGACGCUUUCAUUUUCAGGGUAAAAGUGACAGUCCCACUAUACGUUACGUAUAGUGAGCAAAACUGUCUGUUUUGACAAGAUAUGGAAUACUAUGCAGGGUGAUGACUCAGAGUGAUAGGCUAGUCUUUCUCAUUGAAAUAUCGUAAUUUUCCAGCGAAUCGUCAAGUCAAUACUCGUUUAUUAUAAAAAAAGUACAGUUUUCAGGCUACAGGUCAAAGGAGCCAUUUUGUAAUACGAGCUUUGUUUCUUCUCUUGAUGACUUCUGAUUAGCAUGCAUCAGGGAUAGGCCUAACUCCAUAAAAGUAAGGACUCUCUCUCGAUAACUGCAGGAAACCAAUAUUAGAUGUAGUAAAUGGACUUGCUUCAGGUAUAAGUUAUGUGAUAUGGUAAGGGUUUAGAAUGCCUAAAUACACGUGAAAAUGAAAAUGAGUGUUAAGUCGCCAGAGCCACUUUUUGAGUUUUCAUUUGUACUGGAAAGAGCAAAUUG